AUGGCCCUACGAACAACCACACUAAAUUUGUCGUCAACAACAGUAACACCAUCCACGACUUCUGGGGUCUCCACUACUACUUUCUUACCUACGUCUACACUAAUAAACACAACGACACCAUAUCCAACUCAAACGUCCUCACCGAUACCAGAGUCUCCUCAAAUACGCCAUCCGUUUCCCGACAUCGAUGCUCAACGCAAUCUCUACUUCACAUCUACAAUAAAUCUCACACCGUAUUACAUCACAUUCCCUAAAGAUACUGAUUUGUCACUAAUAAAAUUAUCCUUAUCAUACGAUCCUGGGUCGACAUCAGAUUGGAUUACAUUUAACGAACCUUUGAAGACGAUAUCGGGAACUCCACCGGAUAAUGCUGCUUCCAAUACAACGAUAUCAAUGAGUAUAUCAUCUGGGCCUUAUCAGAACGUUACUACAUCAACACAAUUUUACUUGAUUGUUCAUAAUGGACCAUUUGAGAGUUUAGCUGUGUCUGGAAAAGUUAUUAGUUUGAUCGUGGGAUUAGCUGUUGGGAUGAUUGUUGCAGCCGGAGCUGUCGUUGCAUUUAUUAUGGUGCACAGAUGGAAAGAUAGGCACAGGUGA
Molecule: messenger RNA, 597 nt
Organism: Paraglomus brasilianum
Lineage: Eukaryota; Fungi; Glomeromycota; Glomeromycetes; Paraglomerales; Paraglomeraceae
Source: the annotation of a GenBank genome assembly